Messenger RNA from Linum tenue, 1452 nucleotides. Lineage: Eukaryota; Viridiplantae; Streptophyta; Magnoliopsida; Malpighiales; Linaceae. The record is from the annotation of a GenBank genome assembly.
AUGGUGGAACUCGCCAAGCUACUCGUCCACCGCCACUCCACCCUCGUCAUCUCCCUUGUCAUCAUCACCUCCCCCUCCACCGCCACCGCCGCCGUCACCCGCUACGCCGACUCACUCGCCGCCGCAGCCACCCCGCGCGUCAACCUCCUCCGCCUCUCCGGCGAGGACGACCCUUCCCUUCCAGCCGCCAAUGCUCUCUCCGUCAUCGCAUCUCAAAAGACACGUGUCAGAGAUGCCCUGCUGGAGUUCACCCCGGCGGCUCGACUCUCUGGGUUCGUCCUGGACAUGUUCUGCACCUCGAUGCUGGACGUGGCGGAAGAGUUCGGCGUUCCCCCGUACCUUUUCUUCCCCUCCGGCGCCGCUUUUCUCGGCUUCAUGUUCCAUAUCCAGGAGUUGCACGACGAGGAAGGAUUCGUCGCCGCCGAGUCAACAGGAGUUGAGUUGGUUUUCCCGGGUUUGGCCAACCGGCUUCCGGGGAAGGUCUUGCCUUCAGGUUUUCUGUACGAGGAAUGGGCGGUGGCGUCGUACAGGAUUGCAAGGGAUUUCAGGAAAACGAAGGGUAUUUUGGUCAAUACGGCGAAGGAAUUGGAGUCAUAUGCGCUCGAGUCUCUCUCCAAGACGGAGAACCCGAAGGUGUAUCCGGUGGGACCCAUUUUGAACCUGAAGCCCGAAUCGUCAUCCGAGUCGAGCGGAUCAGAGGAGGAUGAGGUGAUGCGAUGGCUGGACCAGCAACCGGAGUCAUCGGUGGCGUUCCUCUGCUUCGGGAGCAUGGGAGGGUUCUGUGCGGAGCAGGUGAAAGAGAUUGCUUGCGCUCUGGAGGGCAGUGGCCAUAGGUUUCUGUGGUCCCUGCGUCGACUCGAAGGAGGACCGGCGCUUACCCCGACAACAACUGAUUACGGGGAUGUUAGGGAGGUUCUGCCAGAAGGGUUUGCUGAUCGAACGACGGAGGUCGGAAGGGUGAUAGGAUGGGCUCCACAGGCGGCCGUGCUGGCUCACAGGUCCGUCGGAGGGUUCGUGUCACACUGUGGGUGGAAUUCGACCCUGGAGAGCAUGUGGUUUGGGGUGCCAAUGGCCACAUGGCCAAUGUACGCGGAACAACAAUUCAACGCUUUCUUGCUGGUAAAGGAGCUGGAGAUCGCCGCAGAGAUCAAGAUGGAUUACCGAACUGAGAGUGGAGAGAUCGUAUCGGCCGAAGAAAUAGAGAGAGGAAUCAGGAGCUUGAUGGAGCAAAACAACCCGAUGAAGGAGAAGAUGAAAGAAUUUUGUGACAAGGUCAGGGGUGCGCUGAUGGAUGGUGGAUCUUCAUCGUCUUCAAUCGCUGAAUUUAUUGAAGAUAUCAAGAUCAAUUAUCGAAGCGAAAGCGGAAAGAUUGUAACGACUGAAGAAGUCAAGAGAGGAACCAAGAGCUUGAUGGAGCUAGCAAAACAACUCGAUGAAGGAGACGAUAUAUGA